GUUGUGUUUAAAAAACUCAUAGGCAGUCAAAGGUAAAUUAUUCGCGAAUCAUUUCAGUUGCGGUGAACUUUGGGCUGUGUGAAGAGGCGCACUUAUCUCUCUGUAGGCCUUCUAUCGGACACCAUGGCUCCCCAUGUGGAAAACGAAGCGAGGCUUGAGGAGGAGGCACCGCGGUUUGAGAAGCUGGUGGCGCCUUCUGCUGAUUCUUUCAAGUUCAGGCCCGACCCCAUCGAGUACCCCAUAAUGAUGGCCUAUUUCCUCUACGGCAUGUAUGCGAGCUUUAUCGCCUUAACGACCGCUAAAUGUACAACUCUUCUCUUUGCUUUUCUCAUGGUGAUUCCGGGUAUGCUGGGUCUGGGAGCGGGCGUUCACCGGCUCUGGUCACAUCGCUCCUACAAGGUCAAGGCUCCACUCGAAAUUAUGCUGACGAUAUUCUAUGUGAUGUGUAACCAGCGGUCCAUCAUCACGUGGGCCCGUAGACACCGCCUGCACCACCAGUGCUCGGACACCGACGGCGACCCGCACAAUGCUCAGAGAGGCUUCUGGUUCUCACACUACGGGUGGAUGGUCAUGGAACAACACCCAGAAGUGAAGAAACGAUUAAAACACGUCGAUGUUUCCGACUUGUUUAACAAUCCAAUUAUCAAAUUUCAACAUGAUUAUUACGUUGCCCUGGCGAUAUUACUCAGCUACGUCAUCCCAGUAUACAUUCCCACCCUGUGGGGUGAAUCACUAUACGCGUCGUUUAUGGCAAACUUGUUGCGUAAACAUAUAUGUCUACACUUGAUAUGCUCGAUCAACAGCGUCGCUCACCUGGUCGGAUAUAAGCCAAUCGACAGGACCGUCGUCGGUACACAGACGCAGUUUCUGGCCUCCGUGACGGUGGGCGAGGGCUUCCACAACUACCAUCACACCUUUCCUUACGACUACAGGUCAUCUGAGUUCGGAGACUACAAAUACAACUUGUCAGCUAUGUUCAUCGAACUCAUGGCCAAAAUUGGAUGGGCCUACGAUUUGAAAGUAACUUCUGAAGAAGUUAUCAAAAACAGAGUACUGAAAAAGGGUGAUGGAACUGAUCAAUAUUACAUUCCUAAUAAUCCAAAGAAACAGAAAUUCUUUACCACGCAAUUUUACAAAAACUUUACAACGGACGAUACAAAUGAUGAUUAAGGAAAUAAAAUGACAUACGGUCCAUAUAGUGAUGUGACUAUUUACUAAGGGUUAAAAUAGCGUUUGUUAUGUUAGUAGAAUGCGAUGUGCUUUUAUCAUAUUACAAGAGCCAUAAUAGUUUACACAGCGGAACUGAUUGCCUUGUAAUGUUAGCGUGCGUGGUGGAAAUACAAAUUAUAUAGGCCUACUUUUUUCAAUGUCUCAUUUUUCAUCUACUGGAAGAUACUUGAUCUUCAUAACGCAAACCAUUCAUGUCUUCUCUAUGUCAUUUAAGUCUGGUUAAAUAAAAGGUUUUCAAAUGACUGACUCUUGACACCCAUAUUUGACAUUAUCAAAUAUCAUUAACAGUAAACAAGUAGUGUGAAAAAUAUUUAGAAAUUAAGCAAAAGUUAUCUGAUAACAUAUGAAAGUAAACUAUAAUAUUAGUUGAUAUAUUGUAUGUCUAUUAAUGUUUAUUAUUAAAAUGUAUAUUUAAAAUUGAGGUUGUGUAAUGCUACUAGAUGUUUACACGCGGCUUCGCCCGCGUAGUAUUCCCUCUGGAACAGUAUUUUUAUCAUUUCUAUUUAAAAUUCACUCAGUGCAUUUAGCGCCAUCUAUACAGAUCCUGUAUACAGGUGUUCUGCAAAUCUAACGAAAAUUAUAGUUUUUAAAGGUAGGAAAUUGAAACAUAACCUAUUAAAACCUUAUGUCCUUCUCCUUAAAUUUUUAUUAGUUGACUUUUAAAAUCAUUCGUACUUAUUAGAAACUGUAGUUCGUCCGCAAAAAUGUACCUUCUACAAAAAGAAUCGAAAUAAAAUUUUAAACAUUUAUCAAAUUGUAUUACGUAGGUGCAUCAUUAGGAAUGCAUUUUUUUUUCUAACCUGAAUGUAAAUUCAUAAUUUCAUGGCGCAUACUUUAAAUAUAACGAAGUUUAAUACAAACUUGUAACCGCUAUUUACACCUUUAGGGAAAGAAUUUUCAGAAUCUACCUUUCUGUCAAAUUUUAACUUCAUUGAAUGAAAAAUUACUCAGCGCAUUUAGCAUCACCUAUAUAAGAGUUACUGUUUUUUUUCACGGGAACAAUAGUUUUUUCCGGGAUAAAAAGUACCCUAUGUUCUUCUCCAUACUCAGUGUAUUUGCGAAAUUCCAAGAAGAGUACAUAACGCGUGAAGUGGUUACAAACUAACAAAUAAAUAAACAAACUUUCUCAUAGACAAGUUAUUUAUUACUUAUUAAACUUAAAACUCUCCUCAGUUUUAAGUUUAACUUGUCUAUUAUCUGUAUAUCUGUCCGUAGCGUCGUAGCAGCCAAAAGGUUUCUUGCUUUUCUGUCGUCGGGGGUUUAAAAGAUGAAUAAGGUCAGCAGAACGAACAUUAUGACAUUUUAAUAUGUCAUGAAAAAUAUAAUAUGGUGUGAAAACUCCUUUCUAUCUGCAAUGUUUACAGCUCACUGAGCCACUAGUUAACAAAGAAAGAAUAUGAAUUAGCAACUAGAUCAAAAUCUAUACAAUAAACCAGAACAAUGUAGGACGGAAAACGGAACAAAUACCUGCGGUAGGAGACGGGGCGAAGGUCGAAACGUGAGGGUACCAGAUAUUGCAGAGAGAGAUCCCUCUAACUCGACGUCAAAAAAAUUACUUAAACUAAGUCUACUGCCGGCUUCCAAAGCGCAGGUGAAGAAAAAGCGGCGCAACAAACUUCACCGCAGCCUUUUCUCCAAGGACGUCAAUUAACAAAUAUAGGUCUUAUACAUAUAUUAAAAAUUAGGAGUACGAAUUUACAUCAUUAUUAAAAAUGACAAAAUUUGAAUGAAUAAAUAAAAUAAAAGUUAUAUUUCCAAUAAAAUUAUUGAAAGUUGCCACAUAAUAUACAUAUAUAUUAUAUAUAAAAAAGCUAAAUGUACAAAACGUACGUAAUAAUAACAUAAAUCGAUUACAUAUGUUAUGAGGAUACUGCACCAUGCUUGGGCCAGACAUUACUGUCGUUCACAUAAUCAUCAGACUUGUAAUAUGCCUUUUUACAAAGUACUCCUUUUAUAUAAUUUCUAAAUUUUUUGUCCGGCAAAUAAAGAAUCCAUUUUACCAUUAUAAAAACGGCUACAGUUCCCAACAAAAGACGUUCUAACUUUGGCCAACCGAUGCCCGGGGACAGACAAUUUAUCUUUAUUACGUAAGGCUCUAUCAGUGUAAUCACCAACUUUUUAUAAUAAGUUUAAAUUUUUCCGGACAUGCAUGAUGUUGUCAAAUAUGUGUUGAAAGGGUAAUGUUGAAAUAUUAAUAUCUUUUAAAAAAUCUCUAAGGGAAUCCCUUCUCCUCAAACCAUAUAUAGCAUUAUACUACAUAUAACAUAAUACAUUUAUUAAUUAGAUCUUUAAAACCACGCAUCGGAUUUUGAUGCAGAUUUUUAAUUCUCAUUUUUAUUAAAUUGUGUGAAAAAUAAUCUGUUGUCUAAAAACCAUGAAACAUAAAACACUUAGCACGACAUUGCGUCAACAAGUUCUCUCUUUUUUUAUACGAUGCACUACACUAUACUAGCUUUUGUCUGCAGCUUCGCCCGCGUAAAUUUCAGAGUAAAAUCUCGGUCAUUCUUUUAUCGCGUAUUCUGUAAAACCAAUUUUCGGUGGAAGUAUACAUAGUACAAUGUACAGGGAUUCCUUUUUUUUGUAUAAAUUUUUUAUCCUAAUUUAAUUUAGCACAACGAGUUAGGCAUAUUUUUUUACAUAAUAAUAUGGCUGUGACAAACGGACGGACGAACAGACAGACAGACAUAAUGAAUCUAUUUAUAAGGGUUCCAUUUUUGCAAUUUGGUUACGGAACCCUAAAAAUCUACCAAUGCAUUUGUUGUGUCUGCAUUUAAUAUUCUGUGUAACUUUUUUCUUGAUUUUCGAGAAUUAUUUUUUAUUGGUUGAAGUUAAUUGUUUAAAGUUCAUAGGAGAAAAAAAAGUUAAGAAUAAAAAACAAAAAAAGUAUUAUAUUAAUAAGUAUACAGCCUCUGCUUAGUUCAUUCACCAUUCUCCUGCAAUCUUUAUAUUGUGUACAUAAAAUGCUUGUAAUUGACCGAGCGAGUGAAGCGAGGAAGGUCUUCGUUCAGCUCGGCUCAAAAUGUUGUGUUCUCCUCUAGAGGUCGCAUGUCUAAACUGAGUCCCGUGAAAUUUUGGGAGCAGGUUCAAUAAAUAUGUGGCGGUCGAGCAUAAUCACCUCGCUCCCGCUACAGUGGUGACCUCGACGUGAUUGAAAGCUGCAUUCGCCAUCAUCACACCCGAUGUGAAUGGAAGCAGCCUUCUCCAACGUCUUACUCUUCAAUCUUCAGCAUCAAUCCUCGCACUCUCAUUGGUCUCAAGUCAGUAGCAAGGUGUCACUCUCAGCAGCAAGCCAUCACUCAUCUUCAAGGGCAUCUACAGGACCAUCGCAGCCGACGCAAUAUGCCGACGCACCCUUCAGCCCACAUCUGGACGCGCGCACUCACCUUGGCAGCCUUGUAGAGACCGGUGCCAACAAGUCACUUUCCGCUCACGACAGUCUCGACUCACCGCAAACUACGAGGUCAACCUACGUAUCCCGACUCACUGCAACAUCGAGUAACACGGCAUACACGAGAGCACAUACUGCACAUUAAGACUUCAUCUGAUCAGACCUCCGGUCUUUUGGGGGAAGUAAUAUGGCGACAUCUAUCACGCUACAUACACAACGCGGCUGACUCAAAAAGUCGACUAUACAAGUCACUUAAAACGUCACGACACUACGGACAGAUGGCACUACGGUCGACUCACUAUAGAAGCUAAACAAAUAGAUUAUGAAAUCGAAAAUCGAUAGUCGAGUCAUUUCUUAAAUAUUUUUGAAUUUUUGGUCCUAAGCGCCUUUAGAUUCUAUAGCUUUUACGAUCAUUUUGUUUGACAAAGGAAUUUUACUUUUUAUUAUGACGUCUAUAGACCGACAUUUUCACCACCAUUGUCAAAAGAUGAAAAGUCAAGAUUGUGUGCAAAGAGGCGAUUGAUGUUUGAGUCAAAAGUUCUAAUUCCACCGGUAAGUGUUUGUGUUGUAAGUGGUUGUGUUCAAUAUAUUUUUUUUAUUUUAUGA
Plodia interpunctella (Indianmeal moth) is the source of this 5224-nucleotide messenger RNA. RefSeq names its product acyl-CoA Delta(11) desaturase-like. Gene Ontology annotation, biological process: unsaturated fatty acid biosynthetic process. The coding region runs from base 124 to 1170 and encodes 348 amino acids. The transcript is spliced from 4 exons. Lineage: Eukaryota; Metazoa; Arthropoda; Insecta; Lepidoptera; Pyralidae. The record is from RefSeq and is a predicted model, not a curated record. Gene Ontology annotation, cellular component: endoplasmic reticulum membrane. Gene Ontology annotation, molecular function: iron ion binding; stearoyl-CoA 9-desaturase activity.